AUGUUUGUAAACAAUAUGGAUCCCCAAUUCCAUAUUUUCAAUUCGGUUUUCUGGUUAUAUUUUCUUCUUUAUGUUGAAAUAUGUGUGUAUUCCAUAUAAUAUUAUGCAAAAUAAUAAAAUAUUAAUAUUUAUAAUAUAAACAUUAGCAGAAUUGCACGUAUUGGAAAAUGUUGAAAUGUUUCAUAAAUUAUUCUUUGCAUUUUUAUCGGACUUUAAUGACAAAUUUAAAGGGCCAAAUAUAUGUGUAUCAUGAAGGUGUGUUUAGAAUAAAACCUGCUGUUUUUAAAUAGUUAAUUUACGAGUAGCAGUAAUAUAAUGAAAAUUGAAUGUGGUGGGCUCUUGUUUACAUCAGAUCUUGAUUCGGGAAAUUUAGACAAAGUAGAGUUUAUCGAAACUUCUGGAGACAGGGAAGUAAAAGCUUAUGUAUCUACUAGUGACAAAGGAUUGCCUCCUAUUUCUAGUUACAAAUAUGUUAGACGCCAGAAAGGUUCUUCCGAAACUCCCAAAUCGUCUCCUGUGCAUAUCAAAAAAUAUAUGAAAAGGAAAACUGUUUACCCACAGCUGAAGGGUGCAGUUUCAGCUGAAUCAGUUUCUGGAUUGAAUCAGUUAAUUAAGGAGUUCAAAUUAUGGACUAAACCAGAUUGCAGCGGUACUCCUUAUCAAACUACAUUUAGAACAUGGUUUCAUUUUGGUGUUGCCGGAGGUCCACCUGGAGCAGUUGUGAAAUUUCAUGUGAUGAACCUAAAUCGGCAAGGAAAAUUAUAUUUUCAUGGCAUGAAACCAGUGUUUAAAAUCAUACCUUCUAAAGAUGACUGGAAGAGAAUACCUGGGAAAGUUGAUUUUAGAUGUGAAACAGAUGGAAAUUUUAUCAUCAGCUUCUGCCAUACAUUGCCACAAGAGUCUAAUACAAUAACUUAUUUUGCCUUCACAUAUCCCUUUUCAUAUACAGAUUGUCAAAACAUGCUUGAUGCUAUUGAUUCAAAAAUUGGAUCAUCAUUAUAUGUAAAUAAAAACAA
Messenger RNA from Stegodyphus dumicola, 1016 nucleotides. Its product is annotated as cytosolic carboxypeptidase-like protein 5. Lineage: Eukaryota; Metazoa; Arthropoda; Arachnida; Araneae; Eresidae. Gene Ontology annotation, molecular function: metallocarboxypeptidase activity; zinc ion binding. Gene Ontology annotation, biological process: proteolysis; protein deglutamylation. The record is from RefSeq and is a predicted model, not a curated record.